GUCUGACUCUCAAGCACUCGAACUUGCCUAGAAGUAAGUACACUAGAGAUCAUGGAGGGGUCUCGUCCAGCGACACCAGAAGCACCUCCAGAAAACCUAUGGUCGUCGAUAUUGGACUCAGUUUCUUCUUCACGAUCAAUCCCUUCAAAACAAGUUCUGCUUCUAGGUCCUUCGUCGUCUGGCAAGUCCGUACUUGCCUCGGCCUUGCUACAGAAACCAGUUUCUGAAGAGAGCAAAGACGAGACACGGUCAGAUUUUGCUCUUGGAUAUGAUUGGGCCGAUAUAAGAGAUGACGGCGACGAGGACACCUUGGCGCGUCUAUCGGUGUACACAGUACCUUCGGAUGCGAUAGCUCAUACUUCUUUGAUACCACACUUCCUGCCUCCUCGGGUAUCGCUGCCUCAUACCCUUGUAAUGAUUGUCUUGGAUUGGACGCGCCCUUGGACAUUUUUAGACAAUCUUCAGACGUGGCUCAAGUGGGUAGAGAUAUGGGCGAAGGGUGAUGGAUCUCGGGAUCUCGAAAUCGUUCGAGAAGAGAAUCAUGAAAGAUGCCCUGGCACUCUAACCCACAAUUCUGCCGGUGUGCCGAUUAUUGUUGUCUGCACCAAAUCAGACCUGAUAGACGAGGGAAAUGAUCUCGUGGGCGCCAGCAGUUCCGGUAUGGGCGGCAUGGUGAAAGGCAAAGGUGGUGAGUGGGAGGAACGUACGGAUGGCGUCAUGCAGGUUCUACGAACGAUUUGUUUAAAAUAUGGAGCAUCAUUAUUUUAUACCACGCAGCAACCUAACACAUUACAGGUGCUGAGGCAAUAUGCCCUGCACCUCUUAUUUAUCCCACCGGCACCGUCUCCCAUGGCAUCGGGAUCCGAGGCUCCGGCUCCUCUACGCAAUCCAUUUGUCUUUCAUCAUAAGCCGAAUCCCCUAGACCGCGAUCGCAUCGUCGUUCCUGCCGGUUGGGAUAGUUGGGGUAAGAUCGGUGUCCUUCGAGAAGGGUUUGAGGCGAAGGUUUGGGGCGAAGGUUGGGAAGCAGACCUUGAUGCCGACGUGGAGUCCGAGGAUCAUUCAGGUGCAACAAAAAUGUAUAAGAUGCUAGUACCAGAUCGAGGCGCGAAGCCACCCCCUUUACCUCCGUUUAAUUCCCCCAUGGCGGAGCAGGCGUUCCUUGCGAAGCAUUAUGACGAAAACGCCAAAAAGCCAGACCGGGAUCCCCGUGGCGCUUUCCGAAAUCCCACGGAUACGGCCGCAGCCGGUAUUGUUGGGCCACUGGGGAGCAGUAGUUUCAAUCUUCCAAACGUUGAGCGUGCUCUCAGCGAGAUGGAGGCCGGGAUGGGAAUGACCAGCUCACUCAACGCCAGCACGACCGCCGAUGGGGCGCGUAGACUACCACAAAGGGCUGCAACAGGCUCACCGACUACUGGAACUUCACCUAGUCCUGGAGGACAAACUCAACAUGAAGUCUUACAAAACUUCUUCCAAAGUUUGCUUAGCUCACGGGAUCGCGGUGGCGCCAGUGCAACAGCUAAGAGCGUGGGCCCAAAAACAAAUGGCAAUACUAGCGGUACAGACGAUACAAGCUGAUUGUAUUCUUCUGGUGUACUUUAGAAUGAUGGAUUUUUUGUAUCAUAUGGCACGCAGUGGACACAUUAUUAUUGUGUGUUUUCGGACAAUAAACAAGUGACCAAACAAAA
Messenger RNA from Suillus fuscotomentosus, 1685 nucleotides. RefSeq lists its product as uncharacterized. The record is from RefSeq and is a predicted model, not a curated record. Gene Ontology annotation, biological process: microtubule cytoskeleton organization; microtubule-based movement. Gene Ontology annotation, molecular function: dynein heavy chain binding. NCBI's taxonomy places the organism in Eukaryota, Fungi, Basidiomycota, Agaricomycetes, Boletales, Suillaceae. Gene Ontology annotation, cellular component: centrosome; cytoplasmic dynein complex. The transcript has 6 exons. Bases 52 to 1575 code for a protein of 507 amino acids.